Molecule: messenger RNA, 1944 nt
Organism: Penicillium chermesinum
Lineage: Eukaryota; Fungi; Ascomycota; Eurotiomycetes; Eurotiales; Aspergillaceae
Product: transmembrane 9 family protein
Exons: 4
Coding region: 1-1944 (647 amino acids)
Biological process (GO): protein localization to membrane; vacuolar transport
Cellular component (GO): endosome; fungal-type vacuole membrane
Source: RefSeq, a predicted model, not a curated record
AUGCGGUUUACCGACCGAGCCACCCUCUUAGCCUCGGCCGUUAUAUCAAUAUCCUCCUUCUCCACAGCAUUCUACCUUCCCGGUGUCGCCCCAUCUUCCUACGACGAGGGCCAAAAUGUCCCGCUUUUCGUGAAUCAUCUCACUCCCAGUUUCUCGCGUGAUGAUCAACUCCACUCCGUCUUUGCCUAUGACUACUAUCACCCCCAUUUUCAGUUCUGCCAGCCGGAAGGUGGCCCGAAAGAUAUCCGGGAGUCGCUGGGGAGUAUCUUAUUCGGAGAUCGAAUCCAGACCUCUGCGUUAGAGCUUCAUAUGGCCCAAAACCAGUCAUGUAAGGCGAUUUGCAAAGAGGCAACCUUUGACGCUCGAAGCGCAAUCUUCACCAAUCGGCGGAUCUCGCAAGGGUAUAAUAUUAAUUGGCUGGUCGACGGGCUGCCUGCAGCGCAGUUGAAUCGGGAUUCGAACACUCAGACCGAAUUCUACAGCCCUGGAUUUGCGCUAGGGUAUUUGGAUGACGGUGGACGCGCCAUCUUGAACAACCACUUCGACAUUCUGAUUGACUAUCAUCGAGUGGGGCAUGGCGCCAAGGAGAAGCUUCGGGUGGUCGGGGUGCUUGUCCAGCCCGAAUCGCGAGCGGAUGCUCGCCUCCUGGAGGAUGGAACGACCGAGUGCGGCACUCGGGGCAAUGCUGUGUUACUGAACGAGGAGGGUAGCACGGCCGUCACUUGGACCUAUAGCGUCUACUGGCGAGAGUCCCCCACUGCUUGGGCAACUCGUUGGGACAAGUAUCUUCAUGUGUACGAUCCCAAGAUUCAUUGGUUCUCUCUUAUCAACUCUGCGGUCUUCGUGGUCUUCCUCGUGGGCAUGGUGAGCAUGAUUCUUGUGCGCGCUCUCAGGAAAGACAUUGCUCGGUACAACCGAUUGGAUACAUUUAACCUGGAAGAUUUGGAUGGCACAUCUGCUGCGGUUGAGGAUGGAAUUCAGGAGGACUCAGGCUGGAAGCUGGUUCACGGCGAUGUAUUCCGUUCCCCCAAGGCACCACUUUUGUUGAGUGUCCUUCUCGGUAACGGUGCUCAGCUCUUCAUGAUGACCGGUGUGACAGUGGUGUUUGCACUUCUCGGCUUCCUUCCCCCGCUAACCGCGGCUUCUUGGCCACUGCGAUUCUCCUUAAUCUCCGCCCUGUUCGGUGCGGUUGGAGGAUAUGUUUCGGCCCGCGUUUACAAGAGCUUUGGCGGCGAAGCGUGGAGGCGCAACAUCGUGAUGACUCCGUUGUUGAUUCCCGGCGUCAUUUUCGCCACUUUCUUCCUGCUGAACCUAUUUGUAUGGGCCAAAGGUUCCAGCGGUGCUGUUCCAUUCGGUACUAUGCUGGCCCUUGUUCUCAUCUGGUUCGUCAUCAGCGUGCCUUUGAGUGUGGCGGGAAGCUGGUUUGGCUUCAGGCAACCGGCUAUUGAGGGUCCUACCAAAACUAACCAGAUCCCCCGUCAAGUGCCCCCCAUGACAGGCAGCCUCCGCACCAUCCCCUCCAUCUUGUUGACCGGCAUCUUGCCUUUCGGUGCUAUCUUUGUUGAACUGUACUUCAUCAUGACCUCACUUUGGACCAGCAAGAUCUACUACAUGUUCGGGUUCCUAUUUCUGUGCUACGGCCUGAUGAUCAUUACGUCGGCAGCGACCACCGUCCUGCUGGUCUACUUCCUCCUUUGCGCCGAGAACUACCGGUGGCACUGGCGAGCAUUUGCAGGUGCUGGUAUGACAGGCGGGUAUGUCUUCGUGAAUGCGCUGAUCUUCUGGGCCACGAGAGUGAGCUUCGGUGGAUUGACCGGUGCUGUGCUUUACGUGGGAUACUCCGCCCUAAUCGGCUUCAUCGUGUUCAUCCUGACUGGCUCUAUUGGCUUCUUUGCCAGCUGGGCAUUCGUUCAGCGUAUCUACGGAUCUAUCAAGGUGGAUUGA